Polistes dominula (European paper wasp) is the source of this 6617-nucleotide messenger RNA. RefSeq lists its product as uncharacterized. NCBI's taxonomy places the organism in Eukaryota, Metazoa, Arthropoda, Insecta, Hymenoptera, Vespidae. The record is from RefSeq and is a predicted model, not a curated record.
AUUGUUGACACAUUUAUUAAUAUCAAUAGUGAAAUUCCAUCGUGAUUUUGGAAUUUUUUUCGUUACAAAAGAAGUUCUCAAGAGAAGAAAAGUCAAACGUCUUUUUUUAGGCGUGGCAGGUUUGUGGUGGGUUGAAGAAAUUUUUAAAAAUAACAACGCAUUCAUGAACAUUCGUAAUAUAGCAUUUUACGUUCAUUUAAGACGCUCUAUUCAUGAUAUUUAAUUAGUUACUAUUUUUGAUUACCAAUAGACUAUUUUACAUAGCUAUGAAAGAUAAACAUUCAAUAAGAAGAAACUGAAUGGAACAAAGAGUUUGCAAACGAAACGAUCAACAUCAAGAAUUAGCUUCGAGAUUUGGUUAGUUGACUAAACAUUGGAAAGAGUAGAAAAGGUGGUAGUGAGGGUACCAUUUAAACGUCGGUGAUGGUUAGCAGACUUAUACUAUUCCAUCAAUUGCCAGCGUAAACAGUGUUUGAAUAAACCAGAUUCCAAUUAUACGGCACGCGCUCAAACGUUUAUUCGGCUUUGCCAAAUACAAUAGAAAGACUUGUUACGAGUUUAAAAAUUGGAAUAAAUCCUUUCCGAAAGUUGGUGGUUAAUUCUAUCGAUCGAUCUAGAAAAUUUAACGUAAAUAUAUGUUAUUAAAUUGAUAUCAUUUUGUUUGGGACGAAAAUGGCGAAGAAUGGUAGACCCGUGUUUGAAGAAUGUAACAUUCAAGAGUUCGAUAAAAGAGCGCGAAAAUACAACAGAAUCAACAAGAGCAAAGACAAAUUCGAGGAGACUGAUUUACCAAGUCCACCACCCGAUCCUUGGACAACCCCAAGAUGUUCUCAACCCAUUAAUAAUUUAUCUGUAGAACCGUCGCAAGAAGAGGACGAUAUAAUUGCUUAUUUAACGGGUAUUCGUACACCACCACCAUGCGAUAGUCGUAACUCCGAUUGUUUAUCAAGAAAUUCAGCUACAUCGACUAUGGCUGUGGCAAGUCUUUAUACGGAGGAAUCCUUUGAACAACUGGACAGGCUUUAUGAAAUGGCGGAACAAAUACUGGAAUUUCGUGACCGUAGCUCGAAAUUAUUCAGACGUGUCAGAGAAUUAGAAAAACUGAAGGUAUUGAGAAUGGCCGAUUUACGCGCGGAAAGAGCAAUUUUUUCUAAUUACGACAUUAGCAGUGAUUUACCUGAUGAAGAUGCUGGUUUUGCUGAGUCUUUAUUGGAUGCAAUAAUAUCGAGCAGUCGAGAUUCUCAACUUCCAAGACGAAACCCAAGGUCACCGUCUUCAUCGAGACAAAGAAGUCGAUCGCUUGCCGUUUCUGAACAAUCUUUGCCACGAUCACCGAAUCUGGGAAACCGUUCGGCACUUGGUAUAGAAAAGGCUACCUUCAGAAAUGAAACUUCCGGCGUUCCGAAAGUCUCUAAAUGGACCAGAGUGAAGGCUGCUUUUAAGUGGGAGAGAGCUUGUCCCAAUGAUAUGACAGAUUCAAACGUAGAACAAACACCAACACCAAAUACACCGACUACGAAAUACCUUCGAAUUCCAGAUAUUGCAUCUGGAAAUUGGUCUGGUACAGGAGAACUCUCAGGACCCUCCACUCCACUUGGCCGACCCUCAUCAGCUUCCUCCUCUAACGAAGAUGUAUUCGAUCGUCAACGAAAGUACAUGUCCGAGACUGGUGAUCGACGGGUGUCCAGAAUAAAAGAAUUUUCGAAGAAAAACGAAUCAACCGUAUGCAACGAAUUACUCGAAGAUGACGUUAUUGUGACUAACAAUGAGGACGGUGUGCAGCAUGCGAGUGAGAUACGAGAGACUAAUCAAGGAAAACCAGUUAUUCGAAUCACGAAAGAAAAUACUCCUGAACCUCAAAUCAAGAUAUCUAAUCCGAAAUUAUUAUCGAGUUCUGGAAAGGACGCAGAAGUAACGCUUAAGAAACCAACACCGACUUUAACUAUCACGAUACCAUCUAGCGAAGAAGAAUUUAGAAAUGUUUCCUCACCUGAAUCGACUUCACCACUUCCUUCUAGUACGCUUGAUUCAGGUCAAAGUUCGCCAUAUCAAGGAAAAGUACGUCAGAGUGGUCAAAAUCUGACAGAUUUUAAACGACAGCGAUCAACUGCGGAGGAAUCACCGGCUUCAAAAAUCCAAAGAAUUGAUUCUAAAUGGAACAAAGUUAGACGGGCAUUUUUAUCCAACACUGCUUUCAGUGUUCCACCAAGUCCAGUGAGAAUAAUUGCUAGACAAUCCUUUCUUCAUGAUGAACCAGAAACACCUAGGACUCGUAGUUGCAGUGGAAGUGUAGAGGAUUUAUCAAAGAGUUCCUUAAUGUCAAACACCCAGUUGGAAACUCGACGAGAUUAUCAAGUAUUACGAGAAAAAUUGAGUGUUGAGUUUCAUCGAAAAUUGAUUGAAUGGGAACGAUUAAAGAGAUCAACAGGAGCCAAUACGAGAAGCACUCGAGAUGCAUUUACUUCCAGCAAUGGAACCACACCAAAUAGUCCUCACGAGAGUUUGCUUCUGACAGAGGAAAGACUAGCUCCAGAAUUUAAAAAGAAACUGCAAGAAUGGAAACGAUCGAAAAAGGGACGUAGGGGAAGUACUUCUACAGAAUCCCAACGAGUAAGUCGACGACGUUUAACGGAUUGGCAGCUCUGGCGAUAUCCUUCAAAACCGGAAACGAAAGUCCAGGAAGUUAUGGGUCCUCGUUGUAGCUGUGGAAGCGUUGGAAGUACCGGUAGUGUUGGAAGCGAUAGCAAACCUCAUUUGUGCGAGGAUUUUGUUAGAAGGAUGGAAGCAUGGAGAAGACUUAGCGAAGCAUCGAAAAGGCCAUCAUCAUCUGCUCGAUUAGGUUUCACCUCCGGUAUCGUCGAUGAGACGGAAUUUCUUGCUUUAAACAGAGUCCUUUCGGUUUUCGGAAGUCUCGAGCAGGAAACUCAACAGGACAGUGAUUGGUUUGAACAAAGAUCAAACUUUACCGAAAAGUCACAAAAUUUAAAAGCUGGAAAUGAAAUCUUAAUUCAAACGUCGGUUGGUUCUUAUCGCUUCGAAGGUAUAUCACAAGAAUUUACCAGGAAAUUGUAUGACUGGGAAAAAUUUCGUGGCAUAUCUCCGAGGUCUUCUACAUUUCGUUUGUUAGGUCCAGCUUAUGCACCUCUUGCAGGAACGAUGAACGAUUCGACGACAACCGAUGUCGCAACUGCAACAGACGAAGAGGAGACCUUUCUUGGUGGUAUCAAAAGAUCUAAAUCAGUUGGAAGUAUCAUGGAAACUAGUGGAUGUAAGCAGCGAUUUAUUCGUCGUUCUGCUAGUUUACAUUCGUUAAAAUAUUUAACCGAAAAAUUAAAAGAAUUAAAUCUUAUGAAUGAUUCCUCAGUACCUGUAGAUCAAGAAAGAAGGCCAGACACAUCGGAAGAUGGAAUUAUCGAUGAUUUUGAACCGGAAGCUAUGAUUGUUGAUAUCGAGGAUGUCAUAGAAGAAACAGCUAGUCCUUUAAGAAGAAUUCAACCUCAUCAGACUCCAGUUUAUUCCGUAGCAGCCAGUGAAACGACAAGUAUAGCUGUACCACUUGGUACAGUGACAUCCAGUCAUGAACCAUCUCCAGCUAUUUUAAUGGAAGUAGAAGAAGAUUCGGACAGAGAACAACAGUGGGAAUCGAGAAGUUGGAAUUUGAGGACUGAUCUUUCGGCUAGGGAUUCAACUGUUCCAGGAAAUUGGCACUCAUUUUGGGAUGAAAGAACUAAUUUUUCAACAUACGACAAGAGUAAUUCGGAAUUUGGGAAAGAUGAGCACCGAAGAUCAGAUCAUAGUUAUCAACAUGCUUCUGAUCAACAGUUGUGGACGAUCGUUGGGUGGAAUAAAAAGUCCAAAUAUUUCAAUGAAAAUGACGAGUCUGUUAAAACUGAUCUUCGUUUUGGAUUAACUCAGAAUGAACAAUCGUUGGAUGAUAAUAAGGAAGAAUAUAAUUGCAUUAAUUUGAAAAGUGAUGUAGCGAGUAUUCAUUUUGGGGAAAAUAAUGAGGAUAAUACGGACAAAAUCUGGACAAUGACUGAUGAGUCUAUUGAAGCAACAACUGUACAUAGUGUAUCCAAAUCUGAGAACACUCUGACUAAAACUCUGGAAACAAUGGAAAAAUCAAUGGAGUUGCCGUUCGAGAAUAACAUGGAGGAACAAAGGAACGAAAGGAAGGAGCUGAAAAAUUAUGAGGACGAGAACGACGAUGAGGAUAUUAACGAUGGCAAGAAAGAAAUCCCUAUUAGAAAUAAAAAUGAUCCGAGUCCAAGCUUUUCUUACCAUCAUCCAACUGGAACAAUACACACUGCCAGUAAUGUAGGAAUCUUUUCAACGAAUUCUACCGUUCUAUCUUCGAAUUCCAAAACGGAUUUCUUUAGGAACAACAACGCUGGUAUAAAUGAAAUUUCAAACAAGGAGAAAAAUUUCAAAGAGGAAUACAACGCGGAUAGAAAAAUAUUUCAAUUACGUCAAUACGGUGAUGACUUUAAUGCAAUAAAAUAUUCCCACGAUUUGUCACCCUCCAGUAUUAUCGAUAACAAAUAUGGCAAUAACAGUAAAGAAAUUCGAAACGUAAAUAUUUCGAAGGAAGACGAAAUAACGAGAGAUAAUGUCUCUCACGUAAAAGGAAUUGAAACUAAUCGAAAAAUGGAACAGAAACAAUACGAUUCUUUCGAAAGAAUUUCGAUAUUACCAUUCAAAAAUGAUACUAUGGAAUAUCGGGAGCCAACUAUUAGAACGACGCCAUUAACUGUAUCGUCUCAACGUGAAGCACGUUGCGUUGAAAGGAUUAUUAUUAAUGAAGAAACAUUAAAAAAAAUAGUCGUUCCUACUGCAAGCAACGAUAGUGCGAGUAAUUCGUCGAGGUCAAAGAGGGAAGAUUCUUCGGAUGCUUCGAAUAAUCAUUCAGACUUGGAUGAAGCUUGUAAGGACAACAACGGUCUUCCUCCUAAACUUGGUUCUUACGUCGUAAAUCAAAACGUUAAUAAUAAUGGCGAACACACGAAACAGAAAGUGGAAUCUACAUCGCGAAACGUUUUCGUAAAAACUAAGCGUAUAAUAUUUUCACCUUUUCGUCGAUUGGACGAUCGUCGUUCUUCCCAUGAUAAAAAUGUCAGUAACGAGUCUAAUUCGAAUCAAAUGGAAAGACAAAAGAGUAAGAGUAAAAGUAAAUCAAGAUCGGCAUCACCGAAAACUUCGCGACACGAGACUAUCCCUCGUAUUCCUCUGUCACUUCAAUGGAACGUCCUUCGAUCUUCCUCGAAGGAACCGGAAACAAAGGACGACGACAAUGUUCCUCUUGAAAAACACGGAGAAGAAAGGUCUUGGUUUCAAAAAUAUCAUAGGCGUACGCGUUCCGGAGAAGAACGUGUCAUUCAGAAAAAUAAAAUAAUAACUGAAAAAGAAGAAGAAGAAGGGGAAAAAAUUAAUAACGAUAUGGUUGAAUCGAAAAAAAUAAGCGAAAAUAUUAAUAAAAAGAUGGCGUAUUUGGAUGAAAAGGAAGUAGCGAUAGAGAAAAAAGAUGAGGAACGUAAAAAAGUUUAUCGAGAUCCCGUUGAUGAUGGUUACGAAGAAAUUAUAGUUCGAGAGACUCAACAAGAUCAUCAUUUAUCCGUACCAAUUUUUGGGAUAAAGGAAGAAGACGAAACAGAACGUUCAACGAUAACGGAAGAUAAAUUGCCAUCAGAUCUUGUACACAAAUUACGGAUCCUUUCAAAUGCGGCGGCCAAAAGGGACGGUAGAAUUGGUAGUUGUAUCGACACAAUGACAACGGAAUCACGGAGCUCAAAAUUACAACGGGCAAAAGAGGGCUUCCUGUCGCGUCGUGGUGGUCCCUUGUGUCAGUCCACAUUAGAACCUAUGACAUCGGUAACUCAAAAUCAAAAGGGUGAUUCACCCUUUACAAAUUAUCAUAAAGAUGAUUUGACUUUGAACGUUGAUAAUAUAAAUCGUGAUGAUACGAAUUGGGACACAGCAAUCGACUGCCCUAUUCAAACGUCAUCCGUUUCACGAUCACCAACUCUUUCUCAGAACUCAAAUUCCAAACCUGAAUUGGUUAAAUCUGCUAGCGCAGGAAUGAUAAAUGUCGAUCCGGAUACUUUUGAUCGGCUUGCUACGAAUAAUAAUCGUGGAUGUGAGUCUUUACCGCGAACAAUAUCGAGACGAGAUUCCGAUGGACCCCUUGCAAGAAUAGUAAACAAAUUAAGAUUUUCGAAAUUGAUACGUGGCAAGGACAACGAAAGUGGAAGUAUGAGUACGAUCUCUACAUUAUGUCGGCAAAGUUUACUCAUUGACGUUCGUCCAGAUCUCGAGGAAUGUUACGAAAAUGAGGAUCGGUCUGACGUAAACGAGAAAGAAGAAAAUAACAAGGAACGUCGGUGAGAUUGAAGUGGUAAGAAUCGGAGAAUUUAGAUUUAUGAUUGAAGUUAAUGGACGAUGUUUAAAAUGGUAUUCCGUAAAUUAAAGUUACAAUCAAACUAAAUAUUUUAUCAAAUGAAAGUGAAUAACGUGAAAAAUAAAAAACAAUAACUAGGUACGUAUGUCCAAUUCUACAUAAUAAUCUAUUAUUUUCAUACAUUACCGAUACUUAAAAAAUAAUUAAAAAAAAGAGAAAUAAU